This is a messenger RNA of Lampris incognitus (smalleye Pacific opah), 1425 nucleotides long. RefSeq names its product major facilitator superfamily domain containing 8-like 2 (gene mfsd8l2). Bases 1 to 1425 code for a protein of 474 amino acids. Gene Ontology annotation, molecular function: transmembrane transporter activity. Lineage: Eukaryota; Metazoa; Chordata; Actinopteri; Lampriformes; Lampridae. Gene Ontology annotation, biological process: transmembrane transport. The record is from RefSeq and is a predicted model, not a curated record. The transcript is spliced from 11 exons.
AUGGAUAAUUACCAGAAGAGGAAUCUAAGUUUCAUCACCACUGGAUUGAUAUUUUUAUUAAGCGGCAUAGAGUACGCUGUCAUCCUCCCUACAAUAUGGCGGUAUCUACAGAUUUUGGAAGCCCCUCCGUAUUUCCUGGGUCUCGGUCUGUCGGCGUUCAGUCUGAGUGGGCUGCUGACAGGUCCGCUCUUCGGCUUAUGGUCCGACCGUAGCAGAACUACAAAGAGCAUUAUCCUCUUCUCCAAUCUGUUUGAGGUGGCUGGGAACUUCAUGUAUUUCAUUGGAUAUUCAAAGUGGCUCUUGUUAUCCAGCCGACUCGUAGCAGGUAUUGGUGCAGGAGCGGGCUCCUCCAUCUUUGGUUUCCUGACCCGGAGCACGCGGCCAGAGGAGCGAGCCGGUGUGUUUGCUGCCAUCAUGGCCUGUCGACAAGUUGGCCUCUUGAUUGGGCCGGCGUUCAACCUGUUCCUCCGCCUAUGUGAUUUCAAAGUGGGGCCGUUUGUUGUGAACAAGUAUACAUCUCCCGGGAUCUUCAUGUGCCUGUUGUGGAUCCUGCUCCAGUUCGUCAUCCUGGCUUUUUAUUGGGACGUACCGCCUAUCAGCUCUAUGGACGGGGGGGUCGAGAUGUUGGAGAUGAAGGAGGAGGAACAGGUGCCGCUGGUGGAGCCCGGGGAGGAUCCGGCACACACCUACAAAGCAGUCCAUUCAGACCAACUAGAAACCUCAGCCUCAUCUGAGAAUCCGCCUUUGUCGUGCCGCCCCUCCACAGGCAAAAACCCCUUUAAAAACGUCAGUGCAGGCAGAGAGUUCCUGAGGGAGGAGGUGGUGGUUCUCCUCACGGCUCAGUUCAUCACUCUCUUCAACCAGACGGCGCUGGAGACCAUGGUGACCCCUCUGACGCAGCGCUACUUCAGCUUUGGCGAACUAGGGAACAGCCUGAUGUACAGCCUGUGUGGCGUGGAGGUCAUCCUGGGCUUCUUCUUUGUGCGCUGGCUGAGUAGGAAGGUGGCGGACCGCGCUGUGCUAGCCGUGGGCCUGGUCAUUUGCUGCACUGCCUGUAUCUGGUGCCUUAUCUUCCUCACCAACCCCCAAGGUGGCUAUAGGUGGGAGAUGAUAGCAUUCAUUACUGGGGUGUUCCUGCAGCUGCUGGGGCUUCCCUUCGUGGCCGUGUCUCAGGUGUCCCUGUUCUCCAAAGUCACAGCAGAGAAAACACAGGGGUUCAGUCAAGGUGUGAGACGGUCGAUUGGAGGUCUGGCCACCAUCCUGGGGCCUUUAUGGGCUGGAGGAUUGACUAAUAACUUGUACGUGAUGCUGGGCGUGAUGCUGGCUCUUCUCGCCAUGAUCACAGUAAUGAUGGUUUUAUCCUACAGCCAUCUGACUGAGCCCAGGGCAGUGCAGAGCACCCAGGGCUCAUACAGUGGAGGGUAG